UAGGCCUCUAAUUAUACAGAAAUUAUAGUUUAAGUGACAAAUCCACCCACCAUCACCAAUGACCAAACCACAAUAAUGUGUACGCGUUUUUUGCAAAAAGCGUAAAAAUAAAUAAACACGUAUAUAAAUUAUUAUUAAAAAAAAUAUAUCCCCAAAUAACGCGUGAAGCAUUUGUGAAGAGGCCUUCAAAAGGGGGGGAUUGGCCAUUGAAACCGUUGGUUCAUCUUCUUCAUCUUCUUCAUCUUCUUCUUCAUCUUCUCUCUCUCUGUUUUAGAAGUUUGUUCAGAAACCCUAAUUUCUCUCCUAAAUUUUCUCGGCAACCAAACAAAGCUCCACCACAAUAACAUUUGCCAGCCAUUUUCCUUCAGGAUCUUCCUCUUUUUACAAUCUCAAUUUCCACAUUAAUUCCUCCUCUCUCUGUUUCCAUUCCCAAAAAACCUCAAAAUCACAUUCCCUCAUCCAUCCAUCCAUCCAUCCAUCUCCCUUUCUUAUCUAACACCCGCUUUUUCCUUCUCUUCUCCUCUUGCCCUUCGCCGGCCGCCCGAGAUCUCAUCCACAAACACGUAAUUACAAAUGGAUCCCACGGAGCUACGUCGAGUGUUCCAGAUGUUCGAUCGCAACGGCGACGGCCGGAUUACCAAGAAGGAAUUAAGCGACUCCUUGGAGAAUUUGGGGAUUUUCAUUCCCGACAAAGAUCUGACUCAAAUGAUCGAGAAAAUCGAUGUCAAUGGCGAUGGAUGUGUCGACAUUGACGAGUUCGGUGAGCUGUAUCAAUCGAUUAUGGACGAGCGAGACGAGGAAGAGGAUAUGAGAGAAGCCUUCAAUGUCUUCGAUCAGAAUGGCGAUGGAUUCAUCACCGUCGAUGAAUUGAGGUCAGUUCUAGCUUCCUUGGGGCUUAAACAAGGGAGAACUGUAGAGGAUUGCAAGAAAAUGAUUAUGAAAGUGGAUGUGGAUGGAGAUGGAAUGGUUAAUUAUAAGGAGUUUAAGCAAAUGAUGAAGGGAGGUGGAUUUAGUGCAUUAGGUUGAUGAUAUCAUUCUCACUUUAUCACAAACCUUCCAUUAAAAAAAAAAAAAAAACAAAAAAACAGAGGACGAGAGAGAGAGGGUGUUUUUCCAUUAGAGUCUGUAUAUAAAACCUUGAAGAUAAAGAAGAUGAUGAAAAUGAAGAUGGAGAUGAAGGAAGAAGAGGAAGGAUUUGAUCAUUACACACAAAGUUGCAUGGACUACUCGUGCACUCUGUCCACGUGUCCAUAUGACAUUGGUUCUCUUUCAACCAAUUGUCUUUCCACACGUAUUGAGAAUAUAAUACUCUAUUUUUUAAUUUUUUUAAAAAUUUUAAUAUUCCAUGUAAUUUUGAAUUUCAUUGUUGGGGGAGGGAAGGGAGAGAGGGAGAAAGGGAUAGUGAAUUGUUGAUUGUCGAUUCGGGUCGGGGAACCCACAGAAUAUUAUUAUGUUUUUUUUCUUUUCUUUUUUCUCUUUCCUUUUUUUUUUUAAAAAAAAAUAAUUUGCUUCUCAA
Messenger RNA from Benincasa hispida (wax gourd), 1516 nucleotides. Its product is annotated as Calcium-binding EF-hand family protein. Gene Ontology annotation, molecular function: calcium ion binding. Lineage: Eukaryota; Viridiplantae; Streptophyta; Magnoliopsida; Cucurbitales; Cucurbitaceae. The record is from RefSeq and is a predicted model, not a curated record.